Cooperia oncophora is the source of this 1224-nucleotide messenger RNA. NCBI's taxonomy places the organism in Eukaryota, Metazoa, Nematoda, Chromadorea, Rhabditida, Trichostrongylidae. The record is from the annotation of a GenBank genome assembly.
AUGGAAAUGAAUCCAUUCAGCGGAAUGCCCUACAGUGAAAGGUACUGGCAGCUUCUGGAAAAGCGUCGUCAGCUUCCUAUCUGGGAACACAAGGAAAAAUUCAUGAAAAUGCUUGAUGAUAGUCAAUGCGUGAUUGUCGCCGGUGAACCUGGUACUGGGAAGACAACACAAGUGCCGCAGUGGUGUGCGGAGUACGCCCACCAGAAAGCCAUCACCAACCAACCAAAGCUUGUAGCUUGUACUCAGAACGAGAAAAGCGGCAGCUGUAUCAAGUUGGCGAAACCACGCGUCGCAGAUGAAAUGGAUGUACAGAAACCAAGGACUGGCUACCUGGCAAGUAGGGUGGUGUUGAUUUCGUUUCAGCCGUCGUCAGCUUUGGGUCAGGAACUCGGCUAUUCCAUUCGUUUCGAGGACUGUACCAGUGCCAAAACUGUACUGAAAUACUGUACGGAUGGUAUUAACCCAACGCUGGAUGGAUAUGGCAUUAUAAUUCUUGACGAAAUUGACGAGAGAGCUUUAUACACUGAUGUACUCAUAGCACUGCUCAAGGAACUCAUAAAUAAGCGAAAUGAUAUUAAAAUCGUCAUUCUAUCUGCAACGCAUACCGGGGGGAAGAUUCUGCGUCAUUUUGAAGACUAUCGAACGAUAACGAUCCGGCCCCGGGCAUUUCCCAUAAACAUCAUUGUACGUUUCCAUUUCCCAUUUUGCUCGAAAGAACAGUCCAUACAGUAUGAAAAUUUUCAUUCUAUAAAAUUUCAGUUCAAAGAAGAACCAGUAGAGAAUUUCUUAGAAGCUGCGAUCAGAGCUGCCGUGAAGAUUCAUAUAUCUGAGGAUGAAAUCGAGGAAGCCUGCAAGCGAAUAAGGAGUGAUCUCGCAAAGAUUGACCAGCCAGCGGGUACACUGGAUUGUAUCCCACUUUAUGCCGGUCUUUCGAAACAAGAGGUGCAGCGGAUCUUCAAACCAGAGCCUUCAAACCAACCUGGAGCAACAGGUCGUAGAUGUAUCAUUGCUACGGACAUUGCGGAAACCUCACUGAUAAUUGACGGUAUUGUGUUUGUAAUCGAUCCAGGAUUUGUAAAGCAAAAGGUCUAUAAUCCAAGUGAUCGAACCGAAACGCCAUCGGUUCGUCUCAUUUCGAAAGCAAAUGCUAUACUACGGGCUUAUCACGCGGGUCGUUCGGCGUCUGGUCAGUUUGGGUUUCGUUAUAAAUAUUUCAAGGUUUGA